AUGGUUGUGGGGAGAGCUUUCAAAGCAAAAAAUUACACCACAUGCACUGCCGUCAACUCCACUACUGACAUCGAUGCGUCAAGUCCUACGAAUCACGAAGAACUCGUUGAAUUGGUCAACAACUUCUGGAGACUUGAAACAAUUGGGAUACUGGACAACCCUUCUCAACAAGAUGAUGAACAAUGUCUUAAACACUUCAACAAUACUGUCUACUACGAUGAGACACAGAAAAGAAAUAUCAUGAGAUUUUCAAAGACCAACUACAGAGGCAGAUCAUCGAGCGAGUACCGACCAAUGAUGUUACAAAUUCUUGUCAUUAUUUGUCACAUCAUGGAGUUGUCAAGAAGGACGGCGAAAACAUAA
Molecule: messenger RNA, 363 nt
Organism: Cylicocyclus nassatus
Lineage: Eukaryota; Metazoa; Nematoda; Chromadorea; Rhabditida; Strongylidae
Source: the annotation of a GenBank genome assembly